AUGCAGGAUCCAGCCAUCAAUAUGACAGAAUUCACCCAUGAGAGCACUAAAGAAGAGGAAGAGAGUUUGCAGGAGGAAGUACUAGAUUUUGCACCAGCAACACUAGAUGAUUCUUUACUAGAAAUAGAAAAUCCACUGCAGGAGAUAAACUUAGGGACAGAAGAGGAUCCUAGACCCACCUUCAUUAAUGCAUUGUUGGAAGGACCACUCAAGAAUGAAAUCAUUGCACUUUUGCAUGAUUUCAGAGAUUGUUUUGCCUGGCAUUAUCAUGAGAUGCCUGGACUGGACAGAAAACUAGUAGAGCACAAGCUACCAAUCAAAGAGGGUUACCUUCCAGUCAAACAAGCCAGAAGAAUAAUGUCUAUGGACACGGAACUGAAGGUCAAGGAAGAAAUAGAAAGAUUGCUCAAAGCAGGAUUCAUCAGACCAGCCGUUUAUGCUGAUUGGCUAGCCAAUAUUGUACCAGUUCUGAAAAGAAAAACAAGGAUAGUUAGAAUCUGUGUGGACUAUAGGAAUCUAAAUGAAGCAUCUCCCAAGGAUGAAUAUCCUAUGCCAAUGGCAGAUAUGCUAGUAGAUGGAGCUGCUCAUAACCAGAUGCUAUCUUUCAUGGAUGGCAAUGCAGGGUACAACCAGAUUAUGGUGGCAGAAGAAGACAUCCACAAAACAGCUUUCAUGUGCCCAAGACAUAUAGGUGCUUUUGAGUAUACUAUAAUGCCUUUUGGCUUAAGAAAUGCAGGAGCUACUUACCAAAGAGCAAUGAAUUCUGUUUUCCAUGAUAUGAUAGGACAUUCUUUGGAGGUAUACAUAGAUGAUGUGGUGAUUAAAUCCUCAGAGAAGGAAGCUCAUAGUUCAAACAGGGAAUUUCUUAGGUUUCUUAGUUCACCAAAGGGGCAUAGAGGAAAAAUCCAACCUUUCUCCUCCUUGUUAAGGUUGAAGCAAGAACAGAUAUUUAAGUGGGAGGAGCAGCAUCAACAGGCUUUUGAGGAAAUCAAGCAUUACAUUUCAAAUCCACCAGUUCUGUCCCCGCCAAAGAGAGGCAGACCACUCAAACUCUAUGUUUCUGCAUCAGAGGUGUCCAUUAGGAGUCUGUUGGUUCAAGAUAACAAGGAAGGGAAAGAGCAGGCAGUCUAUUAUCUGAGCAGAACUCUGACAGAAGUGGAGAGGAAAUAUUCUGCAAUUGAAAGGCUUUGUCUAGCCUUAUACUUCACUGCGGUGAAACUCAAGCACUACAUGCUGCCAUUCACCAUCUACAUCAUUGUCAAGACAAAUCUAAUCAAAUACAUGCUAACAAGGCCAAUGUUGAGAGGCAGAAUUGGAAAAUGGACUAUGGCCUUGACAGAAUUUGCCUUCAGAUAUGUUCCUCAUAAAGCGGUCAAGGGACAAGUUGUGACAUAUUUCCUAGCAGAUCAUUCAGGAGAAGAGAUUGAAAACAUGGACUCUUUGGAUAUAGCAAAUCCUUCUGGGGCAGGGAUUGUUUUGGAGGAACCAUUAGGAAUCAGACACUGUUAUUCUUUCCAGUUAGAUUUCCAGUGCACCAACAACAGGGCAGAAUAUGAGGCUCUAAUCAUAAAACUUGAAAUACAAGUGGAACUAGGAAUCCAAUCUGUUGAAAUCCUAGGAGAUUCUAUGCUUGUAUUAAAACAGAUUGCUGGAGAAUACAAGUGUCUAAGUCCUUCUUUAGCUGUCUAUUUAGUGGCAGCCAGGAACCUUCUGACAGAAUUCAGAGAAGCUACUUGGGAACACAUCCCAAGAGAAGAAAACUUUGCAUCCAAUGAAUUGGCUCAAGUAGCAACAGGCAUACAAAUACCUGAAGACUAUGUGCAGAGGAUCAUCAAGGUAGGGAAGAAAAGUCUACCAUCUGUUCUGACCAAGGGGAUGGAGAUAGAUGUCAAUUCUGCCAUAAUCACUGAAGAUGACUGGAGAAAUCCUAUCAUAAAUUACUUGCAGUAUCCAACCUUGCCUUAUGGAAAAAGAGUCAGAAUCAUGGCUUUAAACUACCAUAUGUGGAGUGGAGAUUUGGUCCGAAAAAGCAAGGAUGAGGUACUAUUGAGGUGCCUUGGGAAGCAAGAAUACAUGAAAGUCAUGGGAGAAACUCAUGAAGGAAUCUGUGGAGCUCAUCAAGGAGGAAGGAAAAUGUGCUAG
Messenger RNA from Prunus armeniaca (apricot), 2142 nucleotides. The record is from the annotation of a GenBank genome assembly. Lineage: Eukaryota; Viridiplantae; Streptophyta; Magnoliopsida; Rosales; Rosaceae.